GCGAACAGGUUCUCUAUUUUGUGACGUACAAUCAUGGCGACGAGCACUUUCGGCGGGAAACAUGUCUCAACGCUCACAACGUGUAGCGUGCGUCGCAGUUCGUCAUUGUCGUCGACCAGUCCAUAGUGACGCGGCCGCUAUAACGCGUUUCUCUCCAAGAGUUUCAGCGUUACACAGGGAGUAUAACGACGAAUAUAAGAAGCUACACAAAGUAAGGAGCAGCUGCGUCAGCAUCAUGGAAAUGCUCUCGACGAGGAGGCUCUACGACAACCCAUUCACCAUCUGCGUGGAGGGAAACAUUGGAAGCGGUAAGACGACGUUUCUGAAUCACUUCCAGAGCUUUAACAACGCUACGAUCCUGCAGGAGCCGGUGGACUUGUGGCGAGAUGUAGCUGGAGUAAACUUGUUGGAUCUUUUCUACAAAGACCCAGUAAACUACGCCUUCUUGUUUCAAUCGUAUGUGCAAUUGACUAGGCUAAAAUUACACACCAUGGCCACACCGUCGCCCUACAAAGUUAUGGAGAGAUCCGUAUUUAGCGCGAGAUGCUUCCUAGAAAAUAUGAAGCGUACGAGGAUGAUACAGAACGUAGAAGCGCUAGUUUUGGAAAAUUGGUACGACUGGUGCAUGGAAAACGCGAAUAUAAGGGCGGAUUUGAUAAUAUAUCUAAGGACGACGCCCGAACUGGUGUUUCAACGAAUGCAAGCGCGUGCGCGCAAGGAAGAGGACUCCGUGACGUUGGAGUAUCUGAGGCAAAUCCACGAGAUCCACGACGACUGGCUCUAUAAACGAACUCUAUUCUCGUUACCGGCGCCGGUUAUGAUCAUAGACGGCGACAAGAGUCUCGAGGAAAUGGUACCACAAUUCGAGAAGUGCAAAGACCGGAUACUUAACGAACAAACAGACAGCGCGACAAACGCCAGAAUAGUUUUAAAUACUAAGGCGUAACGUUAACUGUUUAUAUGAUGACAGUCUCUUGUUUACUUCAGAUUAAUUAUAGGUAGUAGCGGUUCUUGUGACUUACCUUCGGAGACUGAAAUAAUACUGUGCUCCGGAAAGGUGGGCUGAUUGUCAUUGACAUCGA
Vollenhovia emeryi is the source of this 1082-nucleotide messenger RNA. RefSeq names its product deoxynucleoside kinase-like. The record is from RefSeq and is a predicted model, not a curated record. Lineage: Eukaryota; Metazoa; Arthropoda; Insecta; Hymenoptera; Formicidae. Gene Ontology annotation, cellular component: mitochondrion; cytoplasm. The transcript has 5 exons. Gene Ontology annotation, molecular function: deoxynucleoside kinase activity. Bases 62 to 946 code for a protein of 294 amino acids.